Messenger RNA from Cooperia oncophora, 900 nucleotides. NCBI's taxonomy places the organism in Eukaryota, Metazoa, Nematoda, Chromadorea, Rhabditida, Trichostrongylidae. The record is from the annotation of a GenBank genome assembly.
AUGGUUAACAGUAGAGGAGAUUUCGAAAUAUCUGUCCAGCUCACCGAUGGUAUGUUCAGGACAAGCACAGUUGACAUGAUUGGCGAUAUACGGGAAAGCCUUUCUGACGAAUCUCCUGUAACACGUGGUGGAGCUCUCUUGAACGUUAGCCGUUUGAUCCGAGCCAGGAACGUAGACAUCCUCAUGGAACUUGACAAAUGGCUAUUUAAAGCGAUGAAAGAAGCCAUUGUGGAUCCGGAUUCCUAUGUUUACCUGGCAGCCAUUAAUGCCCUUGCGGAAGCCGCUUGUUAUGGCUCGACGUACUUGAGGGAGUUGGUCGCGCUGUUCAAAUCUUUUCGUAGUUUAGAAGAGAUACCUAAGGAUGAGGAUGCUGAAACUGAGGCUCCCAGUUCUGCAGAUUCUGAGAUGGUUGUCCGGUCGAGGCUCUGCGAAGUUUUGGGGAAAGUUUUUCGAGUGCUUGGAGACAUGAGCCCCGUUUGGAUGGAUGAGUCCGCGGGAGUGUUUUUGAGUUGUCUCAGUGAGAAUGAUGAGAUUAUCAGAGCAAGUGCCUUGUCAUCAUUAGCUGAACUUAUUUUAGCUUGUCGUGGAAAGAACAUCGAAAAGUAUCUGGAAGAGAUUUUCUAUGCUGUGGAGAAAAUGCUCACGGCCGACCCCAGCUUCUUAGUGAGACGUGCAGCAGUGAAUUUACUGCGCCAAAUUAUCAAGUCCUGUGAUACUGCUUUGAUAGAGGUUAUUGGUGAUCGUUUACGGGAUUUACAUCGGGAUUUGGUUCGUCUCUGGCGAUGGGAUUCUGAUCACGUUGUUCGGCUACAUGCGGAACUUGCCCUCGAAGAGCUUCGUGCUAUAAUGAAAUCUGUCAUCACCCAGGAAACCUCUUGCCCGCGACGGAUCGUUUUGUGA